Messenger RNA from Artibeus jamaicensis (Jamaican fruit-eating bat), 9337 nucleotides. It is a transcript of the gene RHBDD1, whose product is annotated as rhomboid domain containing 1. The record is from RefSeq and is a predicted model, not a curated record. Bases 160 to 1110 code for a protein of 316 amino acids. Lineage: Eukaryota; Metazoa; Chordata; Mammalia; Chiroptera; Phyllostomidae. Gene Ontology annotation, cellular component: membrane. The transcript is spliced from 7 exons. Gene Ontology annotation, molecular function: serine-type endopeptidase activity.
ACCUCUCCAAAACCGAGUCACAGUCAGGUUCGGGGACCCGGGGUGCUAUCAAAAUGAAUUACUGCUUAAUCUUGAUUGAGCCAUCUAUACGUGCAGGUUCAGCUGUCUGUUUACCUCCCUGGACUGCACGCAUUCCCAUCACUGGGUUGAUACCCAACCAUGCAGCGGAGAUCAAGAGGACUUAAUGCUGGGCUUCUUCUGCUCCUUUCUCAAAUCUUCCAAGUUGGGGUCAACAAUAUUCCACCCGUCACUCUAGCAACUUUGGCCGUCAACAUCUGGCUCUUCUUGAGUCCUCUGAAGCCACUACUUAGCUCCUGCCUUAGCGUGGAGACGUGUUACCAGGAGAAGGACUGGCAGCGCUUGCUGCUGUCCCCCAUUCACCACGCAGAUGACUGGCACCUGUACUUCAAUAUGGUGUCUAUGCUGUGGAAAGGAAUACAGCUGGAGAGGAGACUGGGAAGCAGGUGGUUUGCCUACGUCAUCACCACAUUCUCCCUCCUCACCGGGGUGGUGUACCUGUUCUUGGAGUCCGCACUUGCGGAGUUCAUGGGUGAACCUGGCUUCAAAAUGAACUGUGCCGUAGGUUUCUCAGGAGUUUUGUUCGCUCUGAAAGUCCUUAGCAACCAUUACUGCCCGGGAGGCUUUGUCAACGUCUUGGGCUUUCCUGUUCCCAACAGAUUUGCUUGUUGGGCAGAACUUGUAGCGAUUCAUUUAAUCUCUCCGGGGACUUCCUUCGCCGGGCAUCUGGCCGGGAUUCUUGUUGGACUCAUGUACACUCACGGGCCGCUGAAGAAAGUCAUGGAACUGUGCACAGGUAUUUUUUCUUUCAAUACUGGUUACCCAAGACAGCAACCCUACUUUAAUAGUUCAGGCUACCCUGGGUACCGGGAUUAUUACUCUUACGGCCGGGAAGGCUACCGGGAAGAGGCGCCCAGGAGGUACGAUGCGUACACAGCAGGCUUGAGCGAGGAGGAGCAGCUGGAGAGAGCCUUACGGGCCAGCCUCUGGGACCAAGGAAACAGCAGGAGCGUCCCGCCGACCUACGGAUUCCGCCUGUCCCCCGAAGAAGAAACGAGGAGAAGACGGCUUCACAGAUUUGACCACCAGUGAGGACACCCGGCAUCUUGGGCCGACGCACUCCAGGGGUGUAAUCAUCGUCCGUUUGGUGCAUCCCCCCAAACCCUGACCCACUCCUAACAGAGGCAGAGAAGCAGUGUUCACUCCGGGCUGCCCUGUCCUGCUGCUGCUCCCGCCCUUGGGCCGAGGCCGCUCCCCUGGCCUUGUUUUUUCUCACCAGCCAGGUCCGUGCCUCGGCGCAGGGACAAGUGUCCACAGUCCUCUCUUUCCCUGCUGACCCAGCGGUGCCUCUGCCUUGUCUUGUUCUGAAGACAGUGACCUUCACCUUCAGUGACCUUCGCCCCGAGAUUUGCUUUCACUGACCCCAGAGAUCAGGCUUCAUUCUGCCUGGAGAACACUCCCCCCCACCCCGUUCGGCCCUGUGGGGGGUCAGGAGCCGCGCCUUGUCCUCCUGGCACACUGCCAGGUGACUUUCCAGGGACAGGAUGUGGCCAGCGCAGCACUGUGUUCUAGCCAGUCUCCUUUGUGCAGGACCCCAGCUCCUUGGUCCCCUGCAUCCUGACAGGGGUGCUUGGUUCAGUCUCAUGCGGCCCUGCCUUGCAGACUGGGAAGCCCAACUGGGAAAGCUUCGGUCGCACCUCGGGGCAGGGAACCACACUCCUGGGUGUCCAGUAGCACCAGCACUCCAGGCAGCCUCUCCAGUGGCAUCUAUGUCCCGAAUGGGACUCGCGUGUCACCUGGCAGCAAAGGGGCCACACGUAGAAUGGGGCCAAGAUGUGCAGUGGGUGUGUCACUGAGAAAUGGCUCUCGAGGGCGUUGUUUCUUCACAAAAGUGCCUUUUCCCUGGUCACUGUGAGAGGCUGACGGCGCCCCAGGCCCCCCUCCCCCGCCAGGCCUCGGCAGCGCUGUCCGUCCAGGUCCCCUAGACGUUGCCUGGUGCUUGCUUCUACAGCCAAAGCACACUCCUGUGCCACUGAUGUCUUAGUCACUGAGAUAUUUAUUUUUAAAGAGUUAGAAACAGAAAAGGAUCCUUGUAUUUCCACUUAUCUAGCACUUAUGCAGAGUUUUCUGAUUAUGAAAGUAUUAUAAUAUACAGUUCCCUUGUUUAUGCAUAAAGCAAACAUAUUACAGAAGAAAAUAAGCCACGUGUCAGCCGAGGUUAUUUUGGGGAGUGGAGUAGUAGGAUUUUGCUUUCCGUUUUUUAUAAUUUUGUAUUCACUCUUUCAAAAAUGUGUGUACAUGUAUGUGUGUGUAUUACUUUUGCAACAGGAUAACUGAUUCAUAUGAUAAUAAAUCAAGAAACAUAUAAUCAGGAAAAUGGACUAAAUAAGAAAAUUCCCUGUAUGAACAGAAAGACAGAUAAAUGGACCUGCGAUUUGAACAUCGCCAGAGGCUCACCACUCACAGCGCCCAGGGUCAGUGUUCUCGGGCAGCGCUUGCCUGUUUUUCUUUUCUACAUUUGACAAACGGGGAGCGUCCCCACUAUGCAGCUUAGGACCCCGCCCCCGACCUGAACGGACCGGAGAGGCUUCGGCACUUACGCAUAAAUGAACUAAGGAAACCACUUGAUGCCGGGAGCCCUUCGCCCUUCCGUCUGGCACGGUGCGGCCUGGGCUCUGGGGGUUGAUUUAUCAUCGAGGGAGAGCUGUAGCUUGUCUGUAAUAGGAAUUGUGUCUGUGACCCCGGCACCUUUAAACGUGUUUAGAUUAAAACGUCCAGGGCUCAUGCUGCCCCUCCCUCCCCUGAGCCCUGCACUCCGGACUCCCGUUCUCCCCACGGGGAGCAACGCCCCGCCACUCGUCAUCUGCCGACAGCAUGCUGACCAAGCAACCUGGGAGAACGCGUGUGUAAGUCGUGCUCAGCAUUCCUGUGCACAACCGCACAGACGCGUGCCUCCCACACUGGAGCGUGGGUCAUGAGCGGCUGUAGGACUGGGCCCACAUCUUGUCUGCCCUUCUACACUCUCCCCCUCUGCCCCUCCCCCGCUCAACUCCAGCCCUGAGUCCCGGGGCAGCUCAGGGAACGUUAGUUUCCCAUCGGACUGCUUUUUCAAUGCAUUGAAAGUCUACUGCAUUUUGCUGCGUAUAAUGUGCACCCAUGUUUUUGUGCAUCAUCAUACAUGGGAUUAUUAUACCCAUGGUACAUAAUCAUCAUAUCCAUGUAUAGUUAUUUUUCCCUCAGAAAUUUGGGCAAGAAAGUGUGCAUUAUACACAGCAAAAUAUGGUAAUCACUUGGCUCGGAAGUGUGUUUUUUAUUGCCGUCGAGUUCAAGAACAGCAGCUCCGUCCCUGCCGUGUUUGGUCGGACGUGAAGACACCGGGACCGGAUUUGACUGUGAUAUGGAGGACCUUACGGUAACGUGCACGCCGUGUUUGUUUGUGGAGUGGGACAUCCCUACACUUGAGCGAUGCGGGAGAGGUCAUUUUACUCAUAAGUAUAAACCGAUUAUCUUAGCACAACAGUAAAGAUGUUCUGGAAAUUAUGGUAAUUACUUUGUUAACAGAUUUGCCUGUAACCAGGGUGAAUUGUUUUUAAGGUUCAUCCUAUGUGUGAUCUACAAUAAGGAAUCCCCAGAGUUGUGCGAACAAACUUUUUGUUUUCCUGAGGAAAACAAAGGUUCUAAGUGUAACUCUGUGUCGCGGGGACCAAGCGCAUAGAGCUGGUUUCCAAAUUUGACUUCUUUGCUUAGCAGCAAUUUCUUGACUGUCUGCUCAACAUCCACUUCUCACCAUUUAGCCGUGGUCAGUCAGCUGGUGGAGUCUCUCAGUUCGGAAUCUUGGUUCUCAGGACGAGGGCCGGGUUCAAACGGCUUCCCCUGAGCGAUCGGACGCGUUGCCUGUGAUGGCCAAGCAGUUCAGGGCUGCUAGGAUCAGGCCUGGGCCACACCUUGGGCGUCUGUUCUGCCGCCUGGGGAGUGAGUCAGCAAAGGGGCGAGAUCUGCCACCAACGGGCUGGGAGACAGAGGGUGUGUCCAGCCUGGCUUCCUCGUUGUCAGCCUUCAUUUCUCUGCAGAGACUCAGUAUUCAGUAAAGAAAUGUAUUCAAUUAGUCAUUUUUUAAAAACCUAGCAUUUCUUCCUUUGUUUUCCCAUAGAUUAUUACAGUCAUUUUCUAUAUGUUUUUGCCCCCGUCUUCAUUUUAGAAUCACAGACUCUAUGUAGAAGGACUUUAUAAUCUCUCAGUUCACUGCUCUGCUCAGCAGUGACAAACAAUACGCCUGCCCUCGAUUCUACGUAGCCCUGCCUGUCAAUCUUCCCAAACGACUCCUACACCAUCACCCAUCAGCGCCUGCCUCCCUCUGUCUGUUGCCCAAAGAUACAGGUCACACUCACUGGCCCCAACCAUGGGGAGUGCCAGCCAGCCUUUGGGCCUCCUCCCACUUAUCCAGAAGAGUCUGAGCUUGUGCUGACUGGUCUCACUGCCUCAGCUAUGAGUUUUCCUCAUUUUUUGACCGAAUUCUUCAUGUGCUUUGACGUGGGACCACCUCUCUCUGCACCCAUCCAGAUCCUCCCUGUCCUGCCCCAGACACCACAGCCCAGAGGGGGUCUCACGCGCCCCCAUCCGAUCUACUGCUCUUGUUGGGUCUCCGGCAGUGUCCACAGGCCCCUUGGAAUUGCCUGUUAUCCUCAGUGGGGGGCAGCCUUUCUCUCCAGGUUGUAAGCUUCACGGGAGCAGGGACCACGUGUGUUUCUGUGUGUCUCCGUGCACUUUGAACAGGGCUUCAUCUGCAAUAGCGAAGCAGUAAGUGUUCGUGGAAGGAAACCGAGAGCGGCCCCUCGAUGCCGUCAGCACCGGAAUGUGUGAGAUGCGCCUGUUGCUUGUGGACAUUGUUGGGCCCUCUGCUCCCCCCCCGAGUCGCAUCCAGGGGAGGGGAACUUGAAGGGAUGCAUUCCCCCCAGAAAGAGAGAAUUCGGGGCCCUUCCCGAGGCUUCAUAAGAUGACAGCCCUGCUGAUCGUGUGGUGGGGAGACAUCAUGAACCUGUGUCACUUGGAAGGCGCACCCCACUUCAUGGAACACUGAGACCGGGAGCACAACCGAAGAUUCCAGCUUGUCUGACAAGCGUCACCUUGGAGUCCCUGGGAAUACCCCCACCCAGCCCUUGCGCCCUGUGGGUAGGGUUUGAUACCUGUGCUGGCACUUUCUUUUCUCCUCUGGAAUUAAGGGCAGAGGGGGAGUGACCUUGACAUUGUGUUCCAAAGGCGGGCAUGAACUGGCAGACUUGAAAACACAAUUCAUACCUUAUCAAGGAAAAGUGAAACAUCGCUAAUAGAAAUCAUUGAAUUUGCUGGUAAGACAUAUUGCUUCCUAGGAGGAGAAAGGCGUCAGAAAAUCAGUAUUGUGUGGCAUGAAGAGGCUCUUGGGAUCUGGGGCAAAACCUGAGAAACAGCCUGUGCCACAUGGCGCCCUGCACACAAAGCCUGGCCUAGGUCCCUCCUCUGGCCAGAACCCACUGGCCAGGGCGUCUGCCAGGAAGCUGACGUUCUUUUGUUCUCAUGGCAGUUCCCCCGUAAAUACCUGCAGGGAGGUGCUAAAACCAAAUCAAACCACAAAAAGUCUGCGACUUCAUAGAUUUUGGGUAUUUAUUUGAGGUCCUUAAAAGUUAUUGCUUACCUUUAAUCUUGAGAUGCUGCCUCUUUUUAUAAGAUUCUCUACCCUAACGAUUAAAAUUAGACCGAUCCCAGGGGCUUACGACCAGCAGCUGUGCCCGUCAGAAAUGGGCCGGCUGGCAGGAUCAGAUGCGUGAGUUGCCAUAGUUACUCCUGCAUCGUGAGAGCAGAAUACACGGGGAUCCAGCCUGCACGCAUCGUCCCGGGAAUGGACCCGCCAUUCACCAUGUGCCCUGGAAAGCAGACGGAGUGCUUUGCCACCAGAAGAAAAUUUUACCCCCAGUUUUAAAGCUUUCCCUAGCUUUUCCAGCCACAUAGAUUCCAUUGAUAACUGGAUGAGACUUUUGUGUUAAGCUGAUAAAACCAUACCCAUGAAGCGUACAGUCAUCAAGGAUGCAAGCCACGUCCCACAGUCGUGUGUCACAGGAAGCAGUCCCUUGCUGGCCAGUGGAGAAUUAACAAUGGCCCAGUUGGCUGGCACUGCAGUGACCGAGCCGCCAGGUGGGGGGCCUCCAGGUGCUUCUUUCUCCAGCUCAGAGCAGUUCUCCAGAGUGGCUGAUCUUGGACAGCACAGGGCUCCCGAGCCCUGGCUGGUUUGCAGGUGACCCUGCAACACAGGCCUCCCGGGCUCCCCCCAGAUCGCCCUGACCUCAUGGUGCCCUGCCCUGUCCCUCCAAGGGCAGCCUCAGACUGUCUCCGAGCCACAUGGGGCAGGCUCCCUAGGGGCUCCUGGCAGGGCCUGGCAGGGACAGCAUCAGCUCAGGGCCCCAGAGUGACAUCUCUGUAGGACCCUCUACUUUCUAAGCAAUCCAUGAACCAGGAAGCUCAUGGGAAGAAGCACAAUGCGGUGUCCCCUAGAGCAAGUUACUUAUUCUCUCUAAACCUCAGCCUCCUUGCCUGCAACAGGGGAGAGGAGUGCUUGAGAGGGAGCAUAUGCAGCAGGGUUAAUGCAGUUCACUCACCCAAUUCCUGAGAACAAAUAGCUCACGAAAUGUUCAGUAUCGUUACAUCUCUCAGGCAAGAGGUUGGGCCAAAGUCCACUGACCUUGCCCCCUAGUUAAAAGGAGUCACUCUGUGAAACAGUCAUUGCCUGCCUGCCCUGCACCUGUGUGCACUGGGUUACGGGAGACUGUAAUCACGUCCUAAUCCCCAGCUCCCAGUUGCUACGCUUACCAGCAAGAGUGCGUUACACUGGAGCCUCUUUGUAGUUGUCUCUUUCCGUUGAAAUCCUGAAAUCCUCAGAACAACACUGUGAAGCAAGCAGUCUCAUUCUCCUCCAACUAAUGGGGAAACUGAGGCCCACAGGGUGUGCACCCCAGCCCACUGCCCAAGCUGCACAACGGGGUGAUGUGGACCCCUGGCCCUGGGACCUGGUUGCCUGCCCACCCCCCACCCCAUCACUGGGCGCAGGACACUGCUUCCUGCAGCCUGGGAAUCCCAUCCUCUCCCUAGCAAAGGGGGUCAAGUUCUAGGCCCCCACACUCUUCACGUCGGUGGCACACAUUUCCACCACGUGAGCCCUCCUGUUCUCCCCACUAAGCCAGCUGCAAGGAGGCCGUAUUUCAAGAUAGGGGAAAAAACAGAUUCACUUUGGCUUGAAAGAAAAUAAAUGCACCAGAUCCAUCGCGGUUGUUUUGGGAGGUCAUCACAGAACUUUAUAGAUAAUCAAUGAUAUUAAAAAUUGUAAUACAACAAAGACGUAAGUGUCAAUAGCAGACCAGGCACCUUGCAAAUGGGACAUGUUAAAAGUCUUUAACUUUACAACCAUAGGUUAGAGAAAGGGAUGCAAUUUAUUGGACUUGUUUCACAUUUUUCCUAUGAAUCAUUAAAUAUUUAAGCACCAUAAAAUUCCAGCAUCUUGCAGGGCUGUGGCAGCCAGGCCCUGGUGGUUUCCAGCGCAUUAUGCAGACUCUCUUGGGAGAUAAUAACAAUGACAAUCGCGGAGUCCUGAUUUUUCAUGUCAAUUGUUUUGUUUCCGGCAGAACUUCCUGCUAAUGGCGCUGCAAGAAUCGUGACUUUUGGGUGUGUGGUAUAGUAAUUUUAAGAAUUGACAUAAAUAGCAUUUUCAGAUGCUAAGAAUUGGCCAGGUUUCUAAUUAGUCAUUUAUAUGUGAGUGAGACUCAUAAUUCUAUGUUAAAAAGAAACAAAUAUUUUUCAUAUUAAGUGGUUUGUUUUAAAUAGAACAUGUGACCAUAAUCAGUGUACAGCGAUUGCUGUGUAUUAGCCAUGCAAUCAAACUUCAUUUCCGGUGCGAGAGUACGUGCGACACCCCAUUUUAUUCAUGAGAAAAGAGGGGCCCAGGGAACUGGUGUAACUCACCCAAGGUACCAGCAGAGAGUGCCUGGGCCAGAUUCAAACCUGGGUUCAACCAGCUUGAAGGUCCACAUUUUCCCACUCUCCUUAAAACCAUACCAAAUAAAAGUGACGAUCAUCCAAUUAGUGUGGUGAACUCACGGAAACACAAACCUAAUGUGCUUCUCUGGGACCCACAGAAUGAUCUGCUUCACUGUCAUGUCUAAGAGGCUCAAAGUACAAUCUUCGGGGAGCUCCAGUCAUCACGCACCAUCCCGCUGACUCUUCCUAAGCACCAGUGACAUGGGCACCGAGCUUGUAGCGGAGACCUUGUACUAGGAAGCUCUCACACCUCGAGAGAGGACAGGGUUCCUCCCGAGUCAAGUCAUGUCCCAUUUCCAUGAAAAGUCUUCUCUCAGCCAAAUCUCUCAGAUCCCAUCUGUGCAAUUUCAGUUUCUGCAAAAACAGCUAGCUCUUCUCCAGGAGCAGGUGAUGGUUCAAGUUUAUCAAUUGGCUUCCUGUGAAUGGUCGUGAGAAGAGAUCAAGGCUGUGCCCAUAGGUUGUCACCUUCAAAGACUUCGGAAUAAGAAAUGGUCGAUGCUGGUUACCAUUUUGCUAAUGAGAAGCCCAGGUGCAGAGCAAAAGCUCUAAUGCCUUGUGGUGCCCACUGAGUUGUCAGUGAAAAAAGAACUGUGUUGACAUGGGCUCAGCUCUGAGUGGGUACUGGGCACACAGGUGAGUGGAGCCUGGUCCUGCCCUGGCAGGUACGGACAGGGAGGGGCUUACAUUCUAGCCAGAGAGAGAAGGAAGUGUGAUGAGACAGGACAGGAGCCAUGGGGGGAUGGGAGCCCGUGGGUGGGCAGCUCCAGGUCUCCUGGAGGAAUUCAUAGACGCUCCUCUUCCUCAACUCAGUCAGUCUUAGAAGAUAAGGCAUUGGCUGUCGGGUCAGUUUCAGGGGGGUCAGGGAGGCGUCACUGGUAGAAACAGCAGGAGCUUCAAUCUCAGGUGCUCAAAAACAUGUAGCAUACCAUAGCACGGUUUAAAAGAAUCAAUAAGUGGGUUGCAUGAACUCGGGACAUCCAGAAAGCAUUUCAUCUCAAAGUAUACCCUUUCCUUCUUACUAGGAAAUAUUCUUAAAAUGCAUUGUCAUCCAGGGACACCCCUAACAAGACCCAUGGGAAGUGUGUUCUGCUCAUAAGGGCACAUUCACCGUCAGUGUUCCACAUGGCAAAUAUUUCUUAUAAACAAACUUCUGAUUCAGUUUUCCUCCUCUCAAUUAUUUGUAAGUGCAUUGAAACUAAGCACUAAAAUGUGUCCCUUUCUCAUGAGAAAUGUCUUUCAUUUUCUCUAAAAUGACAUUUUU